Messenger RNA from Cucurbita moschata (crookneck pumpkin), 1774 nucleotides. RefSeq lists its product as uncharacterized. Bases 406 to 1668 code for a protein of 420 amino acids. Lineage: Eukaryota; Viridiplantae; Streptophyta; Magnoliopsida; Cucurbitales; Cucurbitaceae. The transcript has 6 exons. The record is from RefSeq and is a predicted model, not a curated record.
GUCUAGGAAUCAACCUUACAUUACAGAUUUUUUUUCUGAUUUUUUUUUUUUUCCCUUUCAGAUGAUAUAUUAUUUAACUAAUUAAAUUAACUUAUCAAUCAAUAAGUAAAAGGAAACACAAUUGAUGGAAUCGCCAUCCUCAUCGCCAGUACAAGUGAGAAUGAUAGGAACCGUCGAUCGGAGCUCCCUUACACUCCACCGCCGAUUUCUUCUCCGGUUUUGGAUUCUUCACCGGAAUCUCCUUCCCGACGGCGGAGACUUGGGAUGAGGAGAAGCAACAGCGGAACAUUCGAGAGAAGAAUCUCAUUUCGAAAUUUUGCCCUAAUCGAGAUGAUCCUGUAAUGUAUUCGUGGUGUUUCUGUGGAAAUUGAUAAUUAAUAAUAUUGAAACAUUUAUAGUGUGAAGAUGAAGAAGGAGCAGAUGGCAUGCUGUUGGUCCAUUUGCUUGCUCUACAAGGAGCUGCCGUGCCUCCCAAGCACCACGCGGCCAUGGCGGCUUUUGGAAAGGGCGCGCAGAAUGACGCCAGGGUUGAACUUCCAAAUAAACUAUUUCAGUUCUAGCGAAGAUGGCGACAUCAUAGAUUGUGUAAGCAUUUACGAUCAGCCUGCUUUUGAUCAUCCUGCUCUGAGGAAUCACACCAUUCAGUUGGCACCCACUUAUGAUCCCACCAUAGAUGAGCAUUCAAAGAAAGCAACAGCAGAAAGGGAAGGGAAGGAGGAAAAGAAUUCCAUGGUUGUGAAACAAACAUGGAGGAAAAGUGGCAGUUGCCCUGAAGGAACAAUACCGAUUCGAAGGAUCCGAAAGCAUGUCCUACUCAAAGCUAAAUCGAUAGAACGCUAUGGACGAAAGAAACCGAUGUUUUCCCAAGAAAACGCUCAGCUUCCCAUCACCCGAAGUUCGCAUACUCUGCUAACGAAUCGUUCGAAGGCAUUUCUGCUUACUGCAGGAAACAACUACAAUGCAGCUAAAGGAGACAUUAAAGUAUGUAACCCAAGGGUCGAGUUCGAUGAUGAAUAUAGUACUUCCCAAGUCGCUCUAUUAACCGGCCCUUACUAUAAUUUUGAGGCUAUCGAAUCCGGAUGGGCAGUAAAUCCAGGUGUUUACGGGGAUCGACAGACUCGACUGUUCGUGUAUUGGACUGCCGAUGCUUCCGAAAAAACAGGCUGCUUUGAUCUCACUUGCCCAGGUUUUGUUCAAACAAGCAAUGAAAUUGCUCUUGGUUCAGCUAUUUAUCCAAUCUCAACUCCCAAUGGGCUUCCAUAUGAAAUAAUUAUGUUCCUUUUUAGAGAUUUCAAGACAGAUAAUUGGUGGGUGCAAUAUGGGGAAAGCAUUAACAUAGGUUAUUGGCCUCCUGAGCUAUUCAGUGCACUAAGUCACACAGCAGAAACAGUACAAUGGGGAGGGGAAGUUUACAGCACAAACAUAGGACGGCCUCCUCACACUAGAACAGCUAUGGGCAGUGGAAGGUUUCCUGACUUCAUUUCUGGUACUUCGGGUUGGGUAAAACGGAUGCGAGUUCGAGAUAAUUCCAUGGUUUUGAUGUUUCCUGGUUGGGUUGAGCACUACUCCGAUGAAUACGAUUGUUAUGAUGUCGAUUUCAUCCGAGAUUAUUUAGAUGAUCCUGAACUAUACUAUGGAGGACCUGGUAAAAAUCCAAGGUGCCCCUAAGAGACUAACAAAAUUGAGAUGAUUACCUCUUUUGCUGUCAUUAGGUUCCUUCAUGUAAUGAAUAACAUAGAACUAUCAAAAAGAAAGCUAUUUCUCUUGUUUAAAA